This is a messenger RNA of Tinamus guttatus (white-throated tinamou), 1168 nucleotides long. The record is from RefSeq and is a predicted model, not a curated record. Lineage: Eukaryota; Metazoa; Chordata; Aves; Tinamiformes; Tinamidae.
CAGGUGCUAAUGACUGUCUGCUCUUCUCCCACAGAAAGCGUUGAUCAUGUUGGGCUCUGGGUUCAAGGCUGAGCGCUUGCGAGUCAACCUGCGCCUUGUUAUCAAUCGCCUCAAGCUGCUGGAGAAGAAAAAGACGGAGUUGGCCCAGAAGGCGAGGAAGGAGAUUGCAGAUUAUCUGGCAGCUGGGAAAGAUGAGCGCGCCAGGAUUCGUGUGGAGCACAUCAUCCGAGAAGAUUACCUGGUGGAGGCCAUGGAGAUCCUGGAGCUGUACUGCGAUCUGCUGCUCGCCCGCUUUGGCUUGAUCCAGUCCAUGAAGGAGCUGGACUCCGGCCUGGCAGAAGCCGUGUCUACGCUGAUAUGGGCUGCCCCGCGGCUCCAGUCGGAAGUGGCCGAGUUGAAGAUUGUUGCUGACCAGCUGUGUGCCAAGUACAGCAAGGAAUAUGGGAAGCUGUGCCGGACAAACCAGAUCGGGACAGUCAAUGACAGGCUGAUGCACAAGCUGAGUGUAGAGGCACCACCCAAGAUCCUGGUGGAGAGAUACCUCAUUGAGAUUGCCAAGAACUACAACGUACCCUACGAGCCCGACUCGGUGGUGAUGGCUGAAGCCCCUGCAGGUGGAGAGGCAGAUCUGAUCGACGUGGGAUUCACAGAUGAUGUGAAGAAAGGUGGCCCUGGAGGGGGAGGUGGUGGAUUUACAGCCCCGCUGGUUGGUCACGAUGGAAUAAUGCCCAUGCCAAUGCCAAUGCCCAUGCCCAUGCCAUCACCAAACCCACCGUUCUCUUAUCCGCCCUCAAAGGCACCAGAGAACUUCAAUGGCAUACCAGUGGGGACUUACCAGCCUUUUGCUAACAUUCAUCCACCACCAAUUCCAUCAAACCCACCAACGUAUGAGUCUAUCGAUGAGCCUAAUGCUGACAAAGAUCCUUCUUCGGCACAGGUGUCUGGGCCUGGGCCCAAGCCAGAGCCAACUCCAAAACCAAGAGCUGGAGUUCCUGAUAGCUUUGAAAACUUUGUGUUGCCGGAAUUGCCAUCAGUGCCGGAUACUCUGCCGACAGCAUCUGCUGGCGCCAAUUCUUCUGCCUCCGAAGACAUUGACUUUGAUGAUCUUUCUCGGAGAUUUGAGGAGCUAAAGAAGAAAACAUAAGACUGCCUGGCCUGUAGCUCCAAU